CAGAGGAGGGGUCCACCAGGACUUUUGGAGGAAGGUGGUAAUUCAAGUUUCACUCGAGACCUCGCCGGCCUCUUGGAGUCACGCCAUGUCGGUCGUUGGCGAUGUCACUCCGCUGGAAACCUUCGAGAUGCUCUUCCUCUUCGUCCUCUACAUCCUGGGCAGCUCGGUCAGUGUGAUUGGCUGCCUGUCCGUCAUCCUCUUCUCCGUCUGCCGCGGCAUCGUCGCGGACAAAGAGGUGCGGGUGCUGCUACAGCUGAUGUUUGCCGACCUGGUGGCGUCGGUGCUGCUACUCUACUCGGCGACCGUGCCGCUACUGCCCGAGGAGCUCUACGUGUGGGUCUACGAGUACUGCAAGUACUCCGUAGUCGGAGCCCUCUGUUUCUACAGCUGCUCCCUUGCGCUGGUGCUGGUGUACGCGCUAGAGGUUUAUGGCAGCAUGCUGACCUUCAGCGGCGUCAGUUGCAGAGGGUGGCCGGCGAUGUGCCGAGGCUUGGCUCGCUGCGGCACGUGGCCCCUGUACAUCUUCUGCUGGCUGCUGCCGCCGUCCCUCUUCUCCAUCUACAUAGGCAUCGUGCAGCGGCACCACAACCAGACCCUCAUCACGCCCGUGUGGGAGAACGAUCGUCACAGCAAUGCCUCGUCGCAGUACUGCACGAGGUGUCUCCCACUCAUCCACCAACCGGACGAGUGCCAGGGGCCUCUGGAGACGAACGACCUGGCGAACAAGGAGAAGUUGAUCUUCCUGGCUUACCUGUCUGUGGUCGUGACGACGUGUGGGAUGCUGUACUACCUGGUGCGGCGGGGGUACCGCGACAUGUUCGAGCCCCAGAGCAGCACCGCGGCCGCCGCUAUGGGCGCGUGUCCCACGGGGCGCUACUACCGCACGGUGGUCAAGAGCACGACGCUCUUCCAGGUGUCCCUCUUCCUGUGCUGGGUGCCAGCGCUGGUGAUCUGCAUGGUUUCGUUCAAUUCCGACGUGCCCCACAGAUCCAUGAUCUACCUGCAGGUGGUGCAGGCCUGUACACUGCCGCUCCAGGGCCUGCUGAACAGCGUGCUUUACGGCUGGCAGCGGCGCAGCUUCCGCAGCGCGGGCCCGGCGGAGGGAACGACGGCACUCCUGCAGCGUGAACCCGUGCGCUACCUCGCCCUGGCCAGCGCCACCUGAUCACCGCCACUCCUGAAGAAAGAUAGAGAGAGGCAGAGAGAGGGCCCAGGUGUGACGGGGGAGACUUGGGAGCUUUGGCAGUGCUGGGAGGUUGGGGGCAGACCCUCCGCCAAAUGUUUGGUUCUUGCAUUGCUGGGAAUGUUUUGCGGAGUUGGCCGUUCCGUUGUGGCCAGGUGAACUGGGGUCCGGGGGUUUGGUCAAGAAACCGUCAACCAUCGUCGUCCUUGUUAUCGUCAAAUGCGACCGCAAGCCUGGACUGUGGUGGACAACGAGCACUGGGGACUCGAACUCUGACGUUGUGUAAGGGGAAACCUGAACGAACACUUCGGGGGGGGGGGGGGGGCGCGGAGGGUGACGGGGGUGGAAGUGAAUUUGACAAAUACCUCGAGUCUCAAAGAUUGAGGAGAAACCUAAGUCUCGGGAACGAUGCGUCUCUGCCGCAUCGCCAGGCUGGGCAAGUCCGCAACAUCGGAAGCACGCUCUGUGAACACUUGAAAAUGUUUUGUGACCAUUGGUACAAUCGUGAUCGUGAUGCGGCUCUUUUUCGUCCGUUGUGGUUUUUGGUACAUCGACCGGUGACGACUGUAAUUUGGACAGAAAAUAAUGGGUACAUCUCGAUCGAUUUUUUUGUCAAGUAGAAAUGCUCAAAAAAUUCUGGCAUGUCCAGAUGUAUGCGGACGAAGCGGAUAUUUGGCAUCCAUGCUGAGACGGUGACGAUGAACAGGAAGGGAUUUAUUUAUUUUUACCACAUAAAGCUUUCGUGACUGCAGGAAUUCUUAUUCUUGGGUCUAUCGGUAAAGUC
Molecule: messenger RNA, 1967 nt
Organism: Petromyzon marinus (sea lamprey)
Lineage: Eukaryota; Metazoa; Chordata; Hyperoartia; Petromyzontiformes; Petromyzontidae
Biological process (GO): adenylate cyclase-activating G protein-coupled receptor signaling pathway
Cellular component (GO): plasma membrane
Molecular function (GO): G protein-coupled receptor activity
Source: RefSeq, a predicted model, not a curated record